AUGGGAUCUCAUAUUCAGCCAUCACGAUUUUUAGAUAGUGCUAUACUAUCGUUAUUUGCCAUGGUAAUUUCGGCAUCUUUCCUUUAUAUGUUUUCAGAAUUUUAUUUGUUAGCAUUUGAAUCUAAAUUGUUUGACAACAAAACAUUCGAAUACAACUUAACCCAUAUUUUACUCUUUACCCUAUGUAUAAUUUUACUUAGCCUUAAACCUGACUAUAGCUUCUGCAAACUUAGCUCAAGGGAAUCUAGAAGAUACCAAGGAAAAGAAGAAUCAUCUAGAAUGGAUGAUGCUGACAGAUCUCAAAGAGACAAAAAAAAAUAA
Plasmodium vinckei vinckei is the source of this 321-nucleotide messenger RNA. Its product is annotated as antigen UB05, putative. The transcript is spliced from 4 exons. The coding region runs from base 1 to 321 and encodes 106 amino acids. Lineage: Eukaryota; Apicomplexa; Aconoidasida; Haemosporida; Plasmodiidae. The record is from RefSeq and is a predicted model, not a curated record.